Closterium sp. Yama58-4 is the source of this 1242-nucleotide messenger RNA. The record is from the annotation of a GenBank genome assembly. NCBI's taxonomy places the organism in Eukaryota, Viridiplantae, Streptophyta, Zygnematophyceae, Desmidiales, Closteriaceae.
AUGUCAGUGGUCGCAGUUGGUUCAGCGGCCGUCGUCACUCUGCCGUUUCUUCUGGCCGCCGCCUUCGUGUUCUCGCCUCUUUUAGGCGUGCUUGCUGCGUACAGCUUUGUCAAGGUAUGGCUGUUAACAGCUGGACCGUUUAUUGGAUACACAUGUCAGUUAAUGACCAUUCUGUCCCGCUCGCCACAGCAGAAGCUCCUACAGGGCCCCAGCAGCAGCGCGGGUAGAAGGCCGUGGCAGCCGUCCCCAGGCGUGCCAGAGAAGCAUCUCCAAGAGCCACAACCUGCCCUCCUGCCACAGCCCGCCAGCACCAGCAUGGACGUGCAACGUAGUUCUCCCUUGGCUGCUGCAAGCGAGCCAGCAGCAGGCGGGGAAAGGGGACCGAGCAGCAGGGCUGGUGGAUUUGGAGAGACCCAGACAAGGGAAAGGACCAACCUGGAUGCUGCUCGCCGAUUUCCUCCUUCUCAAUUUGCCGUCCCGCUUGCUGCCCCUUCUCCAGCUGUCCCCUCUCCAGCUGUCCCCUCUCAAGCUCAACCGGCCGUAUCUGGAGCUGCUCAUUCCCAAGCUGCUGCUCCUCAUGUGACUCCUAUCCCUCCUGCUGGCAUUCGAGCUUUUCCUUCAAGUCCAGAGUCUGUGCAUGUAUCGGGGUUUCCUAAAGCGAGGGCUGUGGCUGGGCUGGGCAGCAUGGAAGGACCGAGGCCGACAGGCUUGACUGGCGUGGCACGUGUUCGUGGAAUUGAAUCAGCAGAGGCAGGGGAGGCAGGAGAGGCCGGCGAGGAAGCAGAGAUAAGAGAGACAGGCGGUGAGGGGGCAGAAGUGCUCAAAGCAAACGAAGAGGAGAUGACAGCAGCAGGAAUGGCAGGGCAGGAAGGCGGGAAACCUGAGGCAGAAGCAGAGGAGAAGCGUGUGGUUAAUGGGCAGGGUGGGGAAGCAUUGGAGGAAGAUGAGUUGUUGGUGGAGAAGGAAGUGCAAGAGGAGGGGGUGCGCGUUGCGAGUGAAAUCAAGAAGCUCGAGAAGUUUAUAACUGGUCGCACGAUCCAAAGCCCUGCAUCCCCCAGGCUGGAGGCUGAGCUGCUGUGCGAUCUUGUGGGGGUGAAAACUCCACCGCCGCUGUCCCCUCAGCCGCAGCUGCCCAGGCAGGCACGCGCGUCGCGGAAGCAGGCUGCGGAAGGGCAGCUGUGGGAAGUGCGCCGUGCCAGCCAGCUGGUAGAAGCAACCAAGGAGCAGCUCGGUGUUGCCUAA